AUGGAUAUCAUUCUAAUACGAGUGUGCCAGGAAACCGAGUAUUUCAGCGAGAUGAAAUGCUUGAAAACGGGAAGCAGUAUUAUGGAUCGGAAGAGCAAGCUAUUCAAAUGCUCUCCGUACUUGGACGAAGUGAGCAUACUGCGCGUCAAGGGAAGAAUCGACCUAAUAGAAGGAGUCGAAGUAAACCUAAAGCGACCCAUAAUCCUACCAAGAAGACAUCGAUUUACAUUUCUGCUGGUUGAGUCGUAUCAUCGCCGGUACCAUCAUCUGUACGACGAGAUCGUGGUCAAUGAACUACGGCAAAAGUUCCUGAUAUUUGGUCUGAGAGCCUUGGUGAGAGAGGUUUCUCAAACUUGUCCAGCAUGCCGGAUGAGGUGCGCGCGUCCUAGGCCUCCAGAAAUGGGAAGUCUACCGCGUGAGCGUUUGGCGCACCACAUGGCGCCGUUCACCUAUACAGGAGUGGAUUACUUUGGGCCCAUCGACAUCAUCGUUGACUACGGCACGAGAAGCGCUGGGGUGUUCUGUUCACAUGCCUCACAAUUCGUGCCGUACACCUGA
Molecule: messenger RNA, 558 nt
Organism: Drosophila nasuta
Lineage: Eukaryota; Metazoa; Arthropoda; Insecta; Diptera; Drosophilidae
Exons: 1
Coding region: 1-558 (185 amino acids)
Source: RefSeq, a predicted model, not a curated record